Messenger RNA from Dentiscutata heterogama, 337 nucleotides. Lineage: Eukaryota; Fungi; Glomeromycota; Glomeromycetes; Diversisporales; Gigasporaceae. The record is from the annotation of a GenBank genome assembly.
AUGGCAGAAAUAUCUACAGGAAGACCACCUCAUUACGAUAUUGAGUAUGAUGAAGCGUUGGCUAUUAAAAUAUGUAAAGGAUUACGUCCUGAAUUUGCUAAAGACACUCCUGAAUGCUAUAUCAAAUUAGCAAAUCAAUGUAUGGAUGCUAAUCCUUUUAAUAGACCGACUGCAUUCAAUAUCUAUAAUAUAUUGUCUGAAUGGUAUAGAAUAGUAAAUGAUAGAGAGGCAUAUAAUGAAAAUGAAUUAGCAAUAUUAAAAGCGUUCCAAUCUGCAGAUGCAGUUAUUCCAACGUUAUCAACCGAAUUGCCAAAUUGUCCUAAAGAUAAACUUACGA